AAUGUAAUGUAAAAAUCUAUUUUAUUUAUUUAGUGUAAGUUUUGCUUUCAAACUAUAGCCUUCAAAUUUGAAAACAUCGGAAGAUAAACUAAACUGUUAAUUUCAAAAUGAUAACGGAAUUUUUCGAAAAUACUGAAAUAUUUGUAACCGGUGGAUCAGGUGUAGUUGGCAAAGCUUUAAUUGAAAAACUAUUACGUUCCUGUAACGUGCGUAAAAUAUAUAUUUUGUUACGACCAAAGAAAAAUGUUUCGAUUGAAGAACGUCUGGAAAAGGUCAAAAAGGCAAUGGUCUUCAACCGGCUAAAAUUAGAAAAACCCGAUGAAUUAAAUAAAAAGCUUGUGGCCAUACCUGGUGAUGCUAUUUUGCCAUUUUUGGGUAUUACAGCCGAAUAUCGAAACGUAUUGGAGAAAGUUUCAAUAGUAUUUCACUGUGCUGCCACUGUGCGUUUUGAUGAACCCCUUAGAGAUGCUCUUAAACUAAAUGUGGGUGGCACUCUGGAGACACUUAAGUUCGCAGAAACCUUAAAGCAUUUGAAAGUAUUUUUGCAUGUCUCGACAUUCUUUAGUAAUCCAUACUUGGUGCGCGUGGAUAAUAAACUUUAUGAGUCGCCAAUGGAUUGGAGAUUUUGUUUGAAUUUGGUAGAGAGAAAUGAUAUUUCUGAAGAACAAUUAGACGUGAUUACCAGAAAAUUAAUUGUGGGUUUCCCGAAUACUUAUUGUUUUACCAAAAAUUUGGCAGAGUCUUUGGUAAAUGACUAUAAAGAUAAGUUGCCAGUGGGCAUUUAUAGACCGUCUAUUGUUUUGUUUUCUCUGGAUGAACCGGAACCGGGAUUUUCGCCCGCUUUAACAGGUGCUAUGGGUUUAUUUGCUGUAACGGCGGCUGGUGUUUUAAAGACCAUUUACAAAUCCAAUGAUAUUAGACUAGAUAUUACACCUCAAGAUGUAGGCAUAAAGUCGUUAUGUUAUUACACAGUCCAAACGGCCGAUUUAUAUGAGAACCAAAAAAAUCCCUAUGAAAUACCAAUCUAUAUCUCAUCAUCAUGUACCCAUAGUCAUCUAACAUUUCAGGAGUAUAUUGACAUAAUGGAGAAAUAUGGCUUUUGGGCUGAUGCGGCUUUGGAGAAAAACUUUCUUAUACCGAGUUUACACUGCACCAGUAAUCGAUUUGUGUACUUUAUGUUGGUUCUAUUAAAACAUAUUCUGCCUUCUUUAUUGGUUGAUUUUGUUUUGGUAUUGAGUGGACGCAAACCAUUUCUUAUGCGAGCACAUCGCAAAAUAUAUAAUACUUUGGAAGUUAUGAAACCAUUUGUGUUUAACAAUUAUGAAAGUGAGGGAGCAACGGACGGCCAUGAAAUGAUCGCCAAGUUGAGAGGAACGGAAUUUAAUAUGGAUAGUUUAUCAGGUGGAAACAAUUAUUUAAUAAAUGUGGGAUUUUGUCAUUCGAUGGUGUAUAGCAUAAGGAAGCAUUUGUUUAAGGAAGAUCCAAAAACUUUGCCCAGAAGCAGACAAAUAUUGCAAAUUAAAAUUUUUAUAUACAAAAUAAUUCAAAUAUUAUUUGUUUUUAAACUCUAUGAAAAAUUUGUGCAAUAUAUGGGAUAUCUCAACUCGGAGAGCCUAUGGGAUAAGGUACACUCAGCGAGAGUAUGCUGCGAGGUGAAAGAACAAUUUUAAAAUGGAAACUUUUUAAAGAAAUCAUAUAAAAUAUUCAUAUUCUUUACAUAUUUAGGUAUUUAAGAGGCUUAAAAAUUAAUAAAUACAUACAUAAAAAUAUAAAUAUAUGAGGGGUCGCAUAACAAAAGGUACUUUUCGAUUUUUUUACAAAUUGGUUUUUUGGUAUUUUUAUAAUAUUUGGAAAUCUUCUAGAAAAAAUUUAAUUUUCUAAAAAGUACAUUUUGUUCUGCGACUCCUAAUUUCUAAAUUAAUUGAAAAAAAACAGUCCUUUGCCGACCUGUGUUGGUCUUAAUUAAAGAUACUUCAAGGUAAUGCAGUCGAUAUGUAGUAUCAAUAAUGAGAUGUCAUUGGCAAGAUUUUAGUGGCUUAUUAUUUUUUUAAUUUGAUUUGGAUUUGACACAUAUAAAGAAAUAAAUAAAAUAAAUUUCAUAUUG
This is a messenger RNA of Calliphora vicina (urban bluebottle blowfly), 2104 nucleotides long. RefSeq names its product Fatty acyl-CoA reductase in oenocytes (gene FarO). Bases 108 to 1670 code for a protein of 520 amino acids. NCBI's taxonomy places the organism in Eukaryota, Metazoa, Arthropoda, Insecta, Diptera, Calliphoridae. The transcript has 8 exons. Gene Ontology annotation, cellular component: peroxisome. Gene Ontology annotation, biological process: long-chain fatty-acyl-CoA metabolic process. Gene Ontology annotation, molecular function: alcohol-forming very long-chain fatty acyl-CoA reductase (NADP+) activity. The record is from RefSeq and is a predicted model, not a curated record.